AGUUUUUCGCAGUUGGAAAAAUAUAUUUGUCAGUCAAAUUUUUGUGGUUAACAGCGUGUGUGUAUGUGUUCGUGUAAAGUUAUUUUAACUUCAUUGAGACAUACGACCAGUUAAAAAGAAGGGAAAAGCUUCCAACACAUACGCACCACAACGACAUUGUACCUCUAACCGCGCUCGCGUAGGCAAUCUAUUCAACAAAGGGAAGAAGAAGACAAAUACUGCAUUGUGUGUGUGGUGUGCCUUUCGUAGUCACCGCCGCAGUUGCCAUAAGCAAGGAAAUCAAAUUUUGUGUUUAGUGUUUGGAAUCUUAAGCACUUCUUCACUUCUCUGCCUCCUCAUUUUGGCAUAAAGCCGCACAGUUUUUAAGAAAAAUUUCUUUAAUAUGGGAAAAAAGGAUAAAAAUAAGGGAGAGGCGGAUCCAGCACCAGCAUCUGAUGCUCCUCCAGCUGAUGGAGCACCAGCCGGUGAGGGUGGAGAUGGUGAGAUUGUUGGAGGACCACGUAAUCCCCAACAAAUUGCGGCACAAAAACGACUGCAACAAACGCAGGCACAAGUUGAUGAGGUCGUUGAUAUAAUGCGAACAAAUGUUGAGAAAGUGCUCGAAAGAGAUCAAAAACUAUCUGAAUUGGAUGAUCGAGCCGAUGCCUUACAACAAGGUGCUUCGCAGUUCGAGCAACAAGCUGGCAAACUCAAAAGGAAAUUCUGGUUGCAAAACUUAAAGAUGAUGAUAAUUAUGGGAGUAAUUGGUCUUGUUAUAGUUGGAAUUAUUGCAAGUAACUUUAUGUAGAGUGCUAGUGUUUUCGUAUAUUCCAAAAUUCGAAUAUUCGUUCGAUAUAUGUAAUAGAAAAAAAUCAAUAAUUAUUUAAAAAAUCACAAAUAAUAUUUAUCAACAAAUCAUUUGUACGAAAUGCGCGAAAAUCUGACCAUAGUCGGUCAAAAGUCAGUUCAAGGAUACCAUAAACCAUGAGCAUAAAAAUUUAUCAAUGGAAAAAGUGCAAAUUUUUUCAAAUUCAACUAACAUCGAAAUUUUUUUAGAAAAAAAAUAUAUCAUAAAAUAUUGAAACAAAAUCCAUGAAUCGAAAGAAAGCAUCUCCAUUAAACUACUUUGACGCUAAUCGGUUAAUUAAUAUUAUUAAAAAUAAAAUAAAUUAAAAAAUUUUGAAAAUUUGAAAAUUUGCAUUGACAAAGUAAAAAAGAUAAGCCAUCAAGUGUCCAUCAUCAUCGUCAGGUCACACCAGGUUCGAUAUAAAAAUCAAUUCAAUGAAAAAUAUUGUUAAUUUAAAU
This is a messenger RNA of Teleopsis dalmanni, 1284 nucleotides long. Its product is annotated as vesicle-associated membrane protein 2-like. The coding region runs from base 383 to 787 and encodes 134 amino acids. Gene Ontology annotation, biological process: vesicle-mediated transport; vesicle fusion. Gene Ontology annotation, cellular component: SNARE complex; plasma membrane. The transcript has 7 exons. Gene Ontology annotation, molecular function: syntaxin binding; SNAP receptor activity. The record is from RefSeq and is a predicted model, not a curated record. NCBI's taxonomy places the organism in Eukaryota, Metazoa, Arthropoda, Insecta, Diptera, Diopsidae.